UCAAAAAUCAAUCUUUAUACACCAAUUCUUUUUACCAUUAUCUUCAACAUGACACAUUACUAUACAAAAUCAACAAAAAACCAGUUUUUUUUUUUUUUUUACCAAUUCUCAAUUAUUAAUCUACCACACCAUCUCCCUCAAACAAACCCUUUUCUCUGUCUUCUGCCAAACACAAGCCAACAAGAAAAAAACAUCAACUUUUGUUCUUCCAACAAACCAUAGUUAGGUUCAGCAACAAAAAAAAAAAAAAAACCAGACAUGGAAGAAACCACUAGUGUUAGUUCUUGUAAUCAUAAUUAUAGUGGAUCACCAAUAACCAACAUACCUCAAGAUUACAUCUUUACUAUUAUCCUUUUUCUUCCUAUAGAUGCAAUCCUUUCUCUAUCCAUGACUUGCAAGAGAUUCAAAGGUGUAACUUCAUCUGACACACUGUGGAAAUCUCUAUGCAAGAGAGACUUAGGUUCAACAUGUGUAGAUUCAUUACUCAAGUCUUGUAACUCCAAUCACCAUGUUCAUCAAUUUUCAUGGAUGAAACUUUACAAACAAGUGUACAAGAUUGAUUCUGUUUGUUGUCAUAAAUUGUCAUACCCUCAUGGAGAUUUGGAUUUCCCUAAAGCUAGAGCUUCUCACUCUCUCAACUUUGUUUCUGAUUGUCUUGUUUUGUUUGGUGGUGGCUCUGAUGGAGGCCGACAUCUUGAUGACACGUGGGUGGCAUACAUUGGUAAUGAUUUCCAGAAAAUAUUGAAAUGGAAGACAGUUCAUUCAGGAAUUCCAAGUGGAAGAUUUGGUCAUACAUGUGUGGAAAUGGGUGAUUUCCUUGUUCUCUUUGGAGGCAUCAAUGAUCAUGGAAACCGUCAAAAUGAUACAUGGAUUGGAAAACUUACACACAAUGAAAACAAAAGCAUUACAUUUUCAUGGAAAAUGCUAGAUAUUGGGAGUAUUGCUCCACCUCCUAGGGGAGCUCAUGCUGCUUGUUGUAUUGAUGGCAAGAGAAUGGUAAUCCAUGGAGGAAUAGGACUUAACGGCCUCCGUUUAGGGGACACAUGGAUAUUAGAGCUGUCAGAUAGUCAUUGUUUCGGUACAUGGAUUGAGAUUGCAAUCCAUCCAUCGCCUCCUCCACGAUCAGGACACACGUUAACUUGCGUUGCAAGAAAUAGGACAAUACUAUUUGGUGGUAGAGGUUUAGGUUAUGAAGUGCUUCAUGAUGUUUGGUUAUUGGAUACUUGUCAAGGUUGCAUGAGAUGGAUUCAAGUACUUUAUGAUUUACAAAAUAUACCAGAUGGUGUUUCACUUCCUAGAGUUGGUCACACUGCUACAAUGGUUUUAGGAGGUAGGUUGUUAAUUUAUGGAGGAGAAGACUCAUCAAGACAUAGGAAAAAUGACUUUUGGAUAUUAGAUAUUAGUUCUAUUCCUUCAACCGGAGCAAGUUCAAAGAUAGUGCUGACAAGAAUGUGGAAACACUGGAAAUCAAACGGAUACGAACCUAAGGCUAGAUCGUUUCAUCGGGCCUGCGUAGAUCCUUCUGGUCGUUAUUUGUACGUGUUUGGUGGAAUGGUGGAUGGUUUAGUUCAGCCUGUUGAACCUUCUGGACUUGGGUUUGAUAAAGAGCUCUUUCAUGUGGAGCUUGUGCUUCAACUCUAAGGAUUAAUCAACAGAUUCAGAUUGUGUAUAAUGCAACUGCAUACAGUCAGAUAUAUCCGGAGUCCGACCCAGAUCCAAAUUAUGAUUGUGCUUUCAGUUUAAAAUACCGAGUUUGAAAUCUAUACCAUCAGAUCUUGAUCGAACGAUUUAAAUGUGACUGUAUUCAACGCAGAUCCCUACUUAAGGAGACCAGUAUGUUAUGUGCAUUAUAGUUUAUCAAUGUAUUUUCAAUCACAUAACCAUUAUGUAGUGUCUUUUACUGCUUGUUACAGUAUUGUUAUUGUAAAUACAGAAAAAAAAAUCUAUUGAUUUACAUGUAUUAACUGCAACUACUUAUUAGAAAGAGAUAUGAAGAUUGUAAAAA
Molecule: messenger RNA, 2005 nt
Organism: Vicia villosa (hairy vetch)
Lineage: Eukaryota; Viridiplantae; Streptophyta; Magnoliopsida; Fabales; Fabaceae
Product: F-box/kelch-repeat protein At1g51550
Exons: 2
Coding region: 259-1641 (460 amino acids)
Molecular function (GO): protein binding
Source: RefSeq, a predicted model, not a curated record